This is a messenger RNA of Hyaloscypha bicolor E, 700 nucleotides long. RefSeq lists its product as uncharacterized. Bases 152 to 700 code for a protein of 182 amino acids. Lineage: Eukaryota; Fungi; Ascomycota; Leotiomycetes; Helotiales; Hyaloscyphaceae. The transcript is spliced from 4 exons. The record is from RefSeq and is a predicted model, not a curated record.
CUGGACAAUCCCGAAUAUACCAUAUCUUCAGUUAGUAGAUUCUACUCCCCCAGUCUCCCGUUGUGUCUUGGCCCUCCGACGUCUCUUCAGAAAUUCAUAUAUUGCUAUCGCCCCUGCAGCAAAACUGCCCACGCCUCCUAGAGUACCUGCGAUGACUGCUGCGAGAUUUAUGCCUGUUGGAGUGGGGUUUGGGUUUGAUGUGCUUGAUGUCUGCGUAGGAAUGAAUGUUGUGCUUGCAGUGCCUGGGCUCGGUGUAGGCGUGCUUGAUUGCGAGGCUGGAGCAAUCACUGGCGUUGUAUUCGAGGUUGUGGCUGGGGUUGAAAUUGAGAUCGAGGUUGAGGGUGAUGUAGUUGAAACUCUAACGAUAUUGACACUGAGAUCGGGAAUCGCGGCGCAUUGGAAUUGCACGAGCACGGUGGAGCAGAGCGAGAAGCAACAAAUGACGAAAGGGAAGAACACCACACGUGAAAUAAGAUGUUGGCCCUCCAAUACCGCCAGAGACACAGCCGGAACAAAUCACGGAUCCAUCACGCUUUCGUCCAACAUCUGCAACCUGUUGGGCCAAAACUGGCGCAGGAGUGAUUUGACAUUCGGGAGGUCCUGCGCGGUUUUCAUCUUGCGAGUCUACCGGUGCGACAUCAGCAAGGGCCAACUCGUCUGGUUGGGCGACUCCAAUCACAAGACUGGCAUACACAGUUAA